AUGCUGAGAAGGGGCCUCUUCGCAGGUGCAAUCCUCAUCGCCAUCCUCGGCCUCUGGGCCGCGAACCGUCCCUCAACACCGUUACCACCUCUAAAAUUUGGCCGCAAAAACGUCGUCCUCUUUGUAACUUCAGCCCACGAUGGCUUUUCCAACGUCCACCUAGCCACAAGCCACACCCUCUUGGAAAAGUAUCCAGACCUGGAAGUCCACUAUGCCUCGUUUCCCGAUCUCAAGCGCAAGGUCGACCGUGUUUCGGCUGAGCAUACCAAGUCAAAGCCUGUUAUUUGGCAUGAGCUACCUCCUCCGGGUAUCGUGGCUGCGUAUCUGCGUGACUUUGGAAGCGUCGCUGGUCUCAUGAAUGUGCCUGGGCUCAAGGGCAUGAAACGGGCUGUCAAGGACAUACAGACCGUCGCUGCCCCCUGGAAUGCCGAAGAACAUUGGAUCCUAUACAAAACCAUCUUCGAUAUAAUCAAGGAGGUUGACCCUGCCGUGGUCGUCCUCGAUAUCCUCUUCAAGCCGGCAAUUGAAGCAACUCAGGACCUCAACUACAAACACAUAUUCGUAACGCCCAACUCCUUCGUCGACACGUGCGUGCACAAAGAACCAUGGGCAGCCAUGCUCUGGAAGUUUCCCUCCACGGGAUCUGGCUACCCAUUCCCCCUCCCCUGGCAUCUCAUCCCAGCAAACAUCUUCUUCGAGAUCCGCAUCGACUACGCCAUCAUAUUCGGUCCCAGAGUUCGAAGCAUGGUGCCGUACCUCAAAGGAAAGGGCAUCAAGAACCCAAUCGACUCUCUCGCCUGGGACAGGCCAGACGUUCCUCUGCUGUCAGGCACCAUCCCCGAGGCAAGCCUCCCUCUGCACGCGGUCCCUGAAAACGCCAAAUACUGCGGUCCCAUCGCCCUCGAGACUGCACCCCUCAAAGAGCAAGAUGCGGAGAUGGCCGAGUGGCUGUCUAAGGCGCCGACGAUACUCGUCAACCUCGGCAGUGGCGUGCAAUUCGACGAGACUCAGGCGCGCUCAAUGGCGCAGGCAUUCGUGCCUGUUCUCGAAAAGACGGACGCGCAGAUUCUCUGGAAGAUGAACAAGCACGGCGAAUACGACGAUUCAUUCCUCCAGCCCGUGAAGCAACACUUCGACAGUCGACGGCUCCGCAUUGAGUCCUGGAUCAAGGCUGAUCCAACGUCAUUGCUUGCGACAGGUAACGUCAAAUUGGCCGUCCACCACGGCGGCGCAAACUGCUACAACGAAGCCAUCCUUUGCGGAGUCCCCCAAGUCGUCCUCCCCGUCUGGUUCGACACGUACACCUACGCGGCGACAGCCGAGUAUCGGGGCGUGGGCAUCUGGCCAACCAAAGACACAGCCCCAGCCUGGGAAGCCGAAUCACUGGGUAAAGCGUUUCUCGACGCUCUCUCCGACGAAACCAUGAAGGAAAAAGCCGAGAAGCUCGGUGAGAUUGCGCGACAGUACGAAGGUCGUUAUUUGGCAGCCAGAGAUAUUGCAGAGAUGGCAGCCAAAGGCCAUGACUAG
Messenger RNA from Fusarium keratoplasticum, 1527 nucleotides. RefSeq lists its product as uncharacterized. NCBI's taxonomy places the organism in Eukaryota, Fungi, Ascomycota, Sordariomycetes, Hypocreales, Nectriaceae. The record is from RefSeq and is a predicted model, not a curated record. Gene Ontology annotation, molecular function: UDP-glycosyltransferase activity. The transcript is spliced from 2 exons. The coding region runs from base 1 to 1527 and encodes 508 amino acids.